Molecule: messenger RNA, 2309 nt
Organism: Anopheles arabiensis
Lineage: Eukaryota; Metazoa; Arthropoda; Insecta; Diptera; Culicidae
Gene: UGP
Product: UTP--glucose-1-phosphate uridylyltransferase
Exons: 3
Coding region: 252-1904 (550 amino acids)
Biological process (GO): UDP-alpha-D-glucose metabolic process; glycogen metabolic process
Cellular component (GO): cytoplasm
Molecular function (GO): UTP:glucose-1-phosphate uridylyltransferase activity
Source: RefSeq, a predicted model, not a curated record
ACAGACCCCAGACCGUCGCUGCAUAUCGUUCGUUUGCGCGCUGUCGGUUGCAUUCGGGUUUUUUUUGAGCACUCAGAAGCAAGAAGUUGAGCACGCUCCGGAACAAUAGCGUGUUGUGCCACGAGUGAGUUCCCACGGGUUUCACAUUCAAGAACGCUGGCGUGUUGUAACCUCUCCGGGCGGAAACGUCUAGAAGUUCAAACGACGACAGAACGGAACCAUCAUCGACCGAGUGGCAGCUGGUAGUGGUGAUGCUGGGGCUACAGAAUUCGUGCAUCGUGCUCAACGCCAAGGCAGUCAACAGUGAUGGCGGUGGUGGCGGUGGCGUGGCCGAUGGGGGGAAAGUGCAUUUUAAAAUGCUCAAUCCAUGUGCCGACAUUGGGCAGCAGCAGGUGCGCGGACACCAGCGCAUACCGUCGGACACGAAAGAGUUCCACGAAGCGACGAAGCGCGAUGCCCUGAUGCGCCUCAAGAAGGACCUGGACCAUCUGCUGGAAACGGUCGAGGAGUCGCGCAAAACCGGCGUGCAGAAGGAGAUGUGCGGAUUCGAGGCCCUGUACCACCGGUUCCUGCAAGAGGAUGGUCCGUCGGUCGAGUGGGAUCGCAUCGAGAAGCUGCCGGAGGAGGCGGUGAAGGACUACUCCACGCUUAAAUUGCCCCAGGAGGCGCACAUUCGCGACAUGCUGGACAAGCUGGUCGUGGUGAAGCUGAACGGUGGUCUCGGCACGUCGAUGGGAUGCCACGGGCCGAAGAGUGUGAUUCCGGUGCGCAACGAUCUCACCUUUCUCGACAUGACCGUGCAGCAGAUCGAGUUUCUGAACAAAAAGUACAACGCCAACGUGCCGCUGGUGCUGAUGAACUCGUUCAACACCGACGUCGACACGGAGAAGGUGAUCCGCAAGUACAAGGGCUUCCAGGUGCAGAUCUACACAUUUAACCAAAGCUGCUAUCCCCGCAUCAGCCGGGACUCGCUGUUGCCGAUUGCGAAGGAUUUUGACAUCGAGAAUGAUAUUGAAGCAUGGUACCCACCCGGUCACGGUGAUUUCUACCAGUCGUUCCAGAACUCGGGACUGCUGCGAAAGUUCCUCGAGGAGGGGCGCGAGUACUGCUUCCUGUCCAACAUCGACAAUCUGGGCGCAACGGUCGACAUCAAGAUACUGAACCGGCUCAUUGGCGACGACCGGCAGGGCGAUAAGCCGAUCGAGUUCGUGAUGGAGGUGACGGACAAGACGCGUGCCGACGUGAAGGGCGGUACGCUGAUCCACUACGAGAACAAGCUGCGCCUGCUGGAGAUUGCCCAGGUGCCGAAGGAGCACGUGGACGACUUCAAGUCGGUGAAGACGUUCAAGUUCUUCAACACCAACAACAUCUGGGCCCGGCUGGAGUCGAUCGAGCGGGUACUGAACGCCAAGACGAUGAACAUGGAGAUCAUCGUCAACAACAAAACGCUCGACAAUGGCAUUCGCGUGAUCCAGCUCGAGACGGCCGUCGGUGCGGCGAUGAAGUGUUUCGACGGUGGUAUCGGCAUCAAUGUGCCGCGAUCGCGCUUCUUGCCGGUGAAGAAAACGUCCGACCUGCUGCUGGUCAUGUCCAACCUGUACAGCCUCAAGUACGGCUCGCUGGUAAUGUCCCCACAGCGCAUGUUCCCCACCACCCCGCUGGUGAAGCUGGGCGACAAUCAUUUCAGCAAGGUGAAGGAAUUCCUCAGCCGCUUUGCCAAUAUUCCCGACCUGAUCGAGCUGGACCAUCUGACCGUGUCGGGCGACGUGACGUUCGGGCGGGGGGUCUCGUUGCGUGGCACGGUCAUCAUCAUCGCUAACCAUGGCGACCGUAUCGAUAUUCCGGCCGGUGCAAUCCUCGAGAACAAGAUCGUGUCCGGCAACAUGCGCAUUCUGGAUCAUUAAGGAAAGGGAGAGCGAGCGGGAGUGGAGAAGAGGAAAGUGCACAAGCAUCAUGGAUAAAAGACAGGCCAGUUGGACGAUACUCAGGAGCGAUACAAGCGCAAAGUGUGUGAAACAUGCGAUAAACAUUAUCUUAAAUCGGUUGGGAAAGCGGUAGAUUGUAGUUCUGGAAGAAAGCAAUACACGUAACACGUUAUGCAAGAAAACAGUUUUCAAAAAGACGGAUACGAAGCUCUCAUGUGGGUUUGGUUGACUAAUGUAGCACAAGUUUUGAGAGUUAAAAACAUAUGUGGAUGUGUGUUUUUUGAGGGGUUUAAUUAUCGUUAUCAUCGAGGGAGAGCCUACCCGAGCGGGGGGAGUCUUUUCGUUUAAUGAUUGUUUGAAUAAAAAAAUUACCACACCAUUGAA